Amyelois transitella is the source of this 3119-nucleotide messenger RNA. RefSeq names its product F-box/LRR-repeat protein 15 (gene jet). Bases 73 to 894 code for a protein of 273 amino acids. The transcript is spliced from 3 exons. Lineage: Eukaryota; Metazoa; Arthropoda; Insecta; Lepidoptera; Pyralidae. The record is from RefSeq and is a predicted model, not a curated record. Gene Ontology annotation, molecular function: protein binding.
UUUAUCAACAAUGGAUAGGAUCAGGGUGGUCUUGUUUUCCUUUUUCUAAUUUAAAAUUAUUUAUCUAAAACAAUGAAUAUGAGACGAAACACGCAGCUUUUUGAUUUAUACUGGGAAGACAUAAUAGUUACUAAAAUAUUGCCUCAUCUUACAAUCAGGGAAUGUUUCAAUUUUCGUUGCGUAUCAAAAACAUGUCUACAAAUAAUAAAUAUAUAUUUUUCGAAAUUAAAAUCAUUAAAACUAAUGAAUAAAGGGUUUUCGCCGCACACUUUCGGUGUCUUCACAGCGACAUGUACGAAGUUAAAUAUAUUAAAUUUAAGCCGCUGCGUGACGGUCACAGAUGCCGAGCUAAUCCCGCUCUUUCUUCAAAACAAAGGCAUCACAAAUUUGAAUUUAUCACAGUGUAAAAACCUGUCAGCAAAAUGUUUACAGCCAGUAAUUUUGUAUUGUAAUAAUUUAAAAAUUCUGAAGCUUGGUAGAUGUACUUGGCUGACUACAGGUGCAAUGGAAGCCCUAGCAUUACAUCAGAGUAAAUUGGAAGACCUGGAUCUGUCAUAUUGUGUGUGUAUAUCUGAAAGUUGUGUAUUAAUAUGCAUAAAAAAGUUCAGACAUUUGAGGACUGUGAAUUUGGAGGGGAACAAGCAGGUGACGGAUAAAUGCCUCUAUGCUCUAGCUAAGUACAGCAAGUCAUUGAAGCAUCUCAAUUUAGGGGGAUGCAGUGAUAUCACUGACAAGGGUGUAAGGGCUCUAGCACUGCACAGUCACAAACUGGAGGGCUUGCUAUUGAGAGGCUGCAUCAAGGUGACGGAGAACACACUGAAACUGAUGAGGCAACGAGUCCACAUCGAUAGGAAACCUGUAGACCCGGUGCCAAUACCGUAUUUAGUUUUAUAAGUAAGCGGUUUUUAGCUACAAUUUCGUGUUCACUCAGUGAUGUAAGUUAUAUCCCAAGUAAGAACAAUUAAGUACCCUGUGUUGAUUAAUUACAACUAUUAUUAAAAUUAUUUAAUUAUUCUGGCCCCUGUCUGGGUAUUUUUUCCUUGAAAGAAUGUGCACGGAGUACCAUCCAAAAGAUUAAGAUUAAAUGAAUUAACAUGAAGAAACUCCUGCCUGACUUCUGUGAACCCCUGGGAACCUAAUUAAGCUUGUCUUAUGGUAAUUUCACUUAGUAAUAUUGUUCAAUCCCUUCAUCACCUCAUUUAGAAGAAGAGCUGAUGAAGAAGACGGGGAAGAGGUGAUUAUUCUUAAGUACCAGUUAGCCACAGGCACACAACUAGGCUUGUGAUUGUGAUUUACAGUUAAAAUGGUGGUUUAGGGUCUCAGCACACAUAUGGGAUCGGAAAGGGAUCGUCACCGUAUCGCCUCGAGCCGUUCAGAAUGGUUUGUAUUAAACUCCCUACUGCAACGCACACUAAUCGGAAUAAUAACGUAAUCGCCUCGCCUCGGAACAGGCUCCGAACUUGAAUUCCCGCGCUUACGGCUCAUCGUCCCCGCGCUUACGUUUCUCCGUCCCCGCGCUUACGUCUCUCCGUACCCGAGCUCACAUCUCUUCGUCCACCCUUUCCCCUUUCCCCUCCCGCGACUUGCCUGCUAAAGACGCCGCCAUUCGCAAGGAGUAUUUCAUUCGUGUUGCGCGUAUGUUUUAUUUAAAAUUUUAAGUUCGAUUCAAACACAAAAUAACGAUGCAAAGGGAGAAACUUAUUGAAGAAGUGAGAAAAUAUCCAUAUUUAUAUGACUUAAGUGAUGCUAAAUACAGCAAUACUAUAAAAAAGGACGAGGCUUGGAAACAAAUAAGUAUUACUUUAAAGCAAUCUGGUAAGUACCUACUCCUACUUAAUUAUUUAUUUAAUGUUUUUCGCGUAUGUAGGUAUGUAUGGGAAAUAAAACAGUUGUGAUUAAUAUAAUUAUAAUGAAAAAUUUAACUGGAAUAUCCAUUAAGAAUUAACAUUAAUAUUUAAAGCUAAAAGCUACUGCCAUGGAACUCGUCCGGUAGAAGUUUGAAAAUAUGUUUUGAACUUUUCACGUACAUUAAAAGCGGUAGCCAUAUGGGCACCACUAAUACUUGGUAAUUCACUUAACAAUCGGUCUUCGCCGAAUUCAACUGUAAUUUCCUGUUCUGUUCUGUUCGGUUCCUGUAAAUUCAUCUCAAUGUUAUAUGUCCUCAUCAUAUUAUGUAAAAUGCAAGUUGUUAAUACCACUUUAUCUACAAACUUUGGAUGCAAUUUAAUAUUUUUGUUGUAAAUCGCAAAUUUUUGAUAUAAAAUUCCAAAAGCGUUUUCAACAACCCUUCUAGCUCGUGAUAAGCGGUAAUUAUAUUGCCGUUCAGUAUCAGUAGGAUCUGAUAGUCUCCGUGUAUUUAAGCGAGGAUAUGGUCUUAAUAAAUAUGUCUUCAAUGGAAAUGCCUCGUCUCCCACAAAUACAUGUGGCAUUGCAUGAUUAGUUCCUGGUAAUGGUUUGUCACAUGGAAUAUUGAAUGUGUUUCUUUCAAGUGCCUUUCCAAAUGUAGAUGAUGAAUAGAUUCCGCCAUCGCUGUUUUUUCCAUAGGCUCCUACAUCAACCGCUAUGAAUCUGUAUUCAGGAUCAACUAUAGCUAACAAAACAAUAGAAAAUGUUUUUUUAUAGUUAAAAAACAACGAUCCACUAUUGGGAGGUGCAAUUAUAUUUACAUGUUUGCCGUCAAUGGCGCCUAUGCAAUUCGGAAAGUUCCAUUUAUUUUUAAAUCCUUCUUCGAUUCCUUGCCAUGUGGCUGUAGUUGGUUGAGGUAUAUGAAUUGGCAUUAAUUUAUUUAUUAUUGCAUUGCACACAUCUAUUACUAUCAAACGAAUAGUUGAUUCUCCUAAACGGAAGCUCGAUGAUAAAUUAGUAAAUGUAGAUCCAGUUAUGAAGUACCUGCAACAAUAAAUGUAUAUUUAAUAUACGUUUUAUAAUACGUCUAUAUGUUUAUGUGAAUGUGUGUGUACGUACUCCCUUUCACACAUACAUGUGUAACUACAUGCGCUUGAUAUAGUUAACCAUGAUUUAUUUUAUUUCAGAAUCUGAGUGCAAGAAAACUUGGUUAAAUCUUAGAGAGUCUCACCGACGAGCUAUGAAGAAGCGUAAAACUAAAAGUGGUCAGGCAG